Molecule: messenger RNA, 1620 nt
Organism: Purpureocillium lilacinum
Lineage: Eukaryota; Fungi; Ascomycota; Sordariomycetes; Hypocreales; Ophiocordycipitaceae
Source: RefSeq, a predicted model, not a curated record
AUGCUUCUCGCCAAGGGCCUGCCCGCUCUGAAUGUGCGGUUCAGCAGUGUUAUGAUCGUCGGCCUGCUGGUUGUCUUGUGUGUUCAGGCGGCGCGCUACUGGCAGCAGGGCCACUCUCGAGCAUUUCUCGUCGACGUCAAAUACAACAACGUGGUCGGAGAGAUAUCGGCCGAGGAGGAGUACCUCGAGAGACUAGUCGACCUAUACGGCCUCACAAACCUGACGAAAUGGCAGGCGUGGAGGGUGCAGCCCUCAACCUCCGCCGGAGAGGAGAGCGGCCCUGUCACAGACGUUCAUCUCAACUUUGACUCGGCGCGCUCGCAAAAGAUUAUUAAUCUGCAGGAGCCAUACAGUGAGGACUUGCACGCCUCCAAGAAGCUGGCGCUGCCUGUCCGCAUCGGGGAGGGCCAUGAGUUUGCAGACUCUUCCGAGUUUUUGUUUGGCAUCUCGACUAGCUACGAUCGAAUCAAGGCGGGAGACUGGGCAAUGGUGCGGGCGUGGCAGCGAUGGCUGACCAAGGGCAAGAAGUCGAGCAACGGAGCCGGGCUUGUACUCAUGAUGGACCAGCUUGCGGACAAGAAGCUCCGCGAGGUGGACGAAAAGCUACACGCCGCGGGCAUCGACGCCUAUGUCAUGUCAACAGACGUGCCGAUGAGCAUGGCGAGACGAUACUACGAGCUGGUGCGCAUCCUCAAGACUUACAGCGCUACACUGGCGGCCAGCGGACAGCGGAAGCGCUGGUACGGCGUCAUCGAGGACUCCGUCUUCUUCCCUAGCCUGCCUUACCUGCGAUCGCGGCUAGCGAGCUACGAUUCCAACGCCCAAUUGGUUGUUGGGCUGCCCAGUGAGCGGGCGGACUGGCAUGAGGAAGCGGACGACAACGGCGGCACCAUUACGACCUCAGGGGGCGGCGCCCUGAUGCUGACACGAGAGGCUGUGUCCAGGAUUCCGCGACUGCCGUGUCUGGAGAGGGACGCGGGCGAGGACCCCGUGCGGCCGAAGCGAUGGGACGAGAUUCUGAAAAAGUGCAUGAAGAAGGCUGCGGCCAUGGACAUGCACAUCAUCCCGUCAUUGUACUCGCCGCGAGACGAACCGACCGAGCUCUACAUCGCGGGCCACGAGACGGGAGCGCGACCGCUCGUGCUGCACGACUAUCAUAGACGAUACAAGAUCGACGUGGGGAUGGCGCACCUCGUCACAAAUGUGUGCGGCGACGCGUGCUUCAUGCAGCGAUACCUUUUCCACGACAACUGGGUGCUCGUCAACGGCGUCUCCAUCAGCGAGCAUCCAGACGGACUCGAAUACCCGCAUAAGAAGGACCACCACCAGAAGACAGACGACGACCAGGAGGAGCAAGAGCAGGAGCAGGAGAAGGAGCGACGCCGGCCCAAGGUCACGGGCCAGCUCGUCAUCGACGACAAGGAGGAUGUGCAGCGCGUGGCCCUCUCGUGGACGGGGCGGCGCAAUGUCUGGGCAUUGCUCGACUCAGCCGUCUCCUCGGACGGGGAUGUCUGGCAGGCGUACCUGAAGAAGGGGGCACGGGGCGCGACGCCGGCGGCGGAGGGCGCCGAGGAAAUGGACAGCGUGAUUGUUCUGAUCUGGGAGUACAACAGACGCUGA